AACAAUCACAAUCAAUUACCAACAGGUUAAUAGUAAUUACAUGUACAAUACCAAAACUAAGAUAGACUAGCAGUAAAGCUGCCGCCACGGUGAAUGUUUGACCCAAAUUCGAAUCCAAGUCCAUAUCAGUCAACUCAGCAGCAGCCAGGGCCAGCGUCAACAGGCCAAGUCUAAUUCGGCCCAAAUACAGGCAACAGUCGACCUCAAACCGAUCCAGAAUGGGUCCGACCCGGCCCAAUCCACCGCUAUUCUUCCUAGAAAAAGAGCCUCUUGGGCUCUUGGCUCUCAUUUGAGGGGAGAGAUCUAAAAAAGCCAGAAGGGAGACAAAAAUCCCCUUACACCUUCCCGACUUUCUUCUUCUCCUUCACCACUUCGUUCUUCCUUGCAAAAAAGCAAAUACAACGGACGAAUAUCACAAAAGCAAGCAAGGAAGACAAUCGCACCAGGACAACAACCAAACCCCAGAAGAGGAAAGGGAGAGAAAACAGCAGAGGCUCAUCCCCUUCAUCAAUCAUCCAAGAAAAGGUAAAAACUCACCACAUCUUCCAUUCAUCUCAUCGCGAUGAUAUACAUCUUACCGCUCAUUUUCAACAAAAACUGAUCAAUUCUGUUCAACAAACGAAUUCAAUCAACCCCAAGCAACGCUAUUCAAAUUGUAAUCCGACAAAUUUCACCAUUAUAACAAAACUAGUCACCAAACAACAAACAGGGAGCCGUGCACCACCAAAACCCCUUAAAAGAACUUACCCAAACCCCCUGCCUCUGCUACCAUCGCCGCCGGCGAGUUCCUGGUCGCCGGCGAGCUCUCUGUUUGGGCAAGUUGCGGUCUUGUCCGCGAAAGGAUCCCGAGAGAGAGACAGAGGGACGUAGAGAUGGGAUCUAGAAGGAGGGUGCGAUUUUUGCUGCUCUAUUUCGUUGGUUUGCAGAGGUGAGGAGAUGGUGCGUUCUUCUGAUUGGGAAAUAGAGAAGAGUAAGUAGAGAGUGGCGGCUGAAAGAAAUGGCUAGGCUUAGGGUUUUAUUCUUCCAAAUUUCGCCAGAUAGAGUAUUCCUUUAUAGAAAGUUGCUUAGAGCGUGUUCGACAUAUUUCACUUUGUUCUGCUCGUUUUCUAUUAACAUUUCUGUUUAGAUGCUCUGUUUUUUGUUAACAACUAAACAUCUGUUCUCUUGCGUUAAUCUUUUCUGUGUAGGUGGUGAUAAAUUGUAUUGCCCUCUCCAAUUUUCAAUAUUGGGGAACCCUUAAGAAUCAAUUCUGUAAUCCUACAAUUGCAGAGUUCUAAUACGAGCAGUUUCAUUUUCAAUGUUCCAGAGCUGUGCAUUGUGCUAGGAAGACAAUGGAGGGAUCCAACAAACGUGUAACAAGUACAGUAGAGGAGGAAGAACAACCAGUCUUUUCAUUUGGGGUUAUAGCUGAUGUUCAGUAUGCUGAUAUCCCCGAUGGUUCCUCCUUCCUUGGUGUCCCCAGGUACUAUCGACAUAGCAUCACUGUGCUGCAAAGAGCGGUCCGAAACUGGAACCAACGCCAAAACUUGAGCUUCGUGGUGAAUUUCGGUGAUAUUGUUGAUGGGUAUUGCCCCAAACACCAGUCACUAGAUGCUGUGAAAAAAGUAGUUAGUGAGUUUCAGAAAUUCAAUGGCCCCACGUAUCAUAUGAUUGGCAAUCACUGCCUUUACAAUCUUCCCCGUGCUGAAUUGCUGCCAUUACUGAACAUUCAGAGCCGUGACAAUGGAUGUGCCUACUACGAGUUUUCGCCGGCUCCUGGGUAUAGACUUGUUGUGUUGGAUGGUUAUGACAUCAGUGCUAUUGGGUGGCCCGACGAUCAUCCGAAGACCUUGUUGGCACUGGAGAUCCUAAAUUCCAAGAACCCUAAUUCGGACAAGAACAGCCCAAAUGAACUGGUUGGUGUGGCCAGAAGAUUUCUCAAGUACAAUGGUGCUGUUGGAGGAGAACAAAUGGAAUGGCUAGAUGGAGUUCUUAAGGAUGCUACAGAACUGAAACAGAAUGUGAUUGUUUGUUGUCAUAUACCUUUGGACCCUGGUGUUGCAUUCCCAGGGUCUCUGCUUUGGAACUACGACGAGGUAAUGAAUUUGAUUCACAGGCAUGGUUGUGUUAAGGUUUGCGUAUCGGGGCAUGAUCACAACGGUGGGUACUCGAUUGAUGCUCAUGGCGUUCACCAUAGGUCACUUGAGGCAGCCUUGGAGUGCCCUCCUGGUACAGAUGCGUUCGGAUGUAUUGAUGUUUAUAAGAACAGAUUAGUGUUGUCAGGUAACAGUAGAAUGGCUAGCACCGAAAUUAGUUUUCGUCCUCAUGGGGUGUGAUUUUACUCUGCCCUGAUUCUUACUACCCAAUUAAGUUGUAACCCGGGUGAGUGUAGUAACCUCUUUAUGCAAUUGCUGCUCGAAGAAUAGAGAAAUGCUUAGUACAGUUGGUUCUUGAAGUAAGAUCUUUGUUGCCUAUUUUUGGAGAUUUGGUCUCAAGUUGUGUAGCAAAAUGCUAUGAAAAUAGACAAUUGAAGAAGGUUUCAGUUGCCCAGUUUUUCUACAUGGCAUGAGCAUCUUGACUGGGCAUAAGAAUUGUCCUAUAUCUUUUACCAAAUUGUGCACUUCUGUAACAGUGGCAAUGGAGUUGCAGCUAGCAUGUCUACCCUGCCAAUUAGAACUCUGAUCUCACAGCCACAAAUAUGUCAGGCAUUUAAAGCGGCACGCAUAAUAAUCUAAACCUAAUAUAACAAUACUAAGUGA
Molecule: messenger RNA, 2738 nt
Organism: Linum trigynum
Lineage: Eukaryota; Viridiplantae; Streptophyta; Magnoliopsida; Malpighiales; Linaceae
Source: the annotation of a GenBank genome assembly